UCCGCCGCGCUCUGGGUCCUGGCUUCGCGGCUCCAAGAGGCCCCGGGUUCUUCCGCCACGGCUUCUGUAGCCCUGUCAUCUGCCUUGUGACCUGCACUCGUCACGACAGCCAUAGAGAGGACUUCGGGAUUCUUGGAGGCCGGGAAAUGGACUCAGUGACCUUUGAGGAUGUGGCUGUGAACUUCACCCUGGAGGAGUGGGUUUUGCUGGAUCCUUUCCAGAAGAAUCUCUACAGAGAUGUGAUGCAGGAAACCUUGAGGAACCUGGCAGCUAUAGGGAAAAAUUGGAAAGACAAGAAUGUUGAAGAUCAGUGUAAAAAUCCCAGGAGAAAACUAAGAAGUCUUAUUGAGGAGAGAGUCUGUGAAAGUAAAGAAGGUAGUCAAUGCGGAGAAACUUUCAACCAGGUUCCAGAUGAUGUGGUGAACAAGAAAACUCCAUCUAGAGUAAAACCAUGUGAAAGUAGUGUGUUUGGAAAACUCUCCAUUGAUCAUUCUUCUUUUAAUAGGCUCAUUGGGGCUGAUACUGCACACAAACCAUCUGAGUAUAAGGAAUAUAGACAAAAGCCAUAUACACAUAAGCAGCAUGAGAAAGCCUUCAGUUAUCGGCAAUCCUUUGGAACGCAUGAAAGGUCUCCCCCUGGAAAGAAACCCUGUGAGUGUAAGGAAUGUGGAAAAACCUUCAAUUCUCUCACAGGCUUUCGAAAUCACAUGGUAAUGCACAGUGGAGAUGGACCUCAUAAAUGUAUGCUUUGUGGAAGAGCGUUUGCUUUUCUCAGUUUAUAUCGUAAACAUGAAAGAAUUCACACUGGAGAGAAACCAUAUAAAUGUAAACAAUGUGGUAAAGCUUUCCGUACCCCUGGUUCUGUACGAGUUCAUGAAAUAACUCACACAGGAGAGAAGCCAUAUGAAUGUAAGGAGUGUGGGAAAGCAUUCAUUCAUUUCAGUUCCUUUAAUAUACACAAAAGGACGCACACUGGAGAAAAACCUUAUGAAUGUGAGCAAUGUGGGAAAGCAUUUGCUCAGCGGAGGAGCAUUCAGUGGCACAUGAGAAUGCACACUGGAGACAGACCUCAUGAAUGUAAGAUAUGUGGAAAAGCCUUUUAUUCUCCCAAGUCAUUUCAAACACAUGAAAGAAGUCACAAUGGAAAGAAACCCUGUGAAUGUAAGCAAUGUGGCAAAGCCUUCAGUUCUUCCACUUCUUUGCAAUAUCAUGAAAGAAUCCACACUGGAGAGAAACCCUAUGAAUGUAAAUUCUGUGGUAAGGCUUUCAGGUCUGCCAAGAAUGUUCAACUACAUGAAAGGACACACACUGGAGAGAAGCCAUAUGAAUGUAAGGAAUGUGGGAAGGCAUUUAAUUUUCCCAGUUCCCUUCAUAUUCAUGAAAGGACUCACACUGGACAAAAACCCUAUGAAUGUAAGCAGUGUGGAAAAGCAUUUCAUUGUGUCCCUUCCUUUCGUAAACAUGAAAGGACUCACACUGGAGAGAAACCCUAUGAAUGUAAACAAUGUGGUAAAGCCUUUAGUUGUUCCACUUCCAUUAAAUAUCAUGAAAGGACCCACACUGGAGAGAAACCCUAUGAAUGUAAGCAUUGUGGUAAAGCUUUCAGAUCUUCCAAGUGGAUUCGAAUACAUGAAAGGACUCACACUGGAGAGAAACCCUAUGAAUGUAAACAAUGUGGUAAAGCCUUCAGGUCUUCCACUUCCUUUCGAAAUCAUGAAAGGACCCACACUGGAGAGAAACCCUAUGAAUGUAAGCAUUGUGGUAAAGCCUUCAUGUCUGCCAAGUGUGUUCGCAUACAUGAAAGGAUCCAUACUGGAGAGAAACCCUAUGAAUGUAAGACAUGUGGGAAAGCCUUCAUUCGUUCCAGUAUCUGCCGAAGACAUGAAAAGACUCAUGCUGUUAAUGUAUAAGAGAAAUCCUAUCAUUGUAAGGAAUUUGGAAAGCAUUCAGUUUUCCCAGUUUCCUUCAAACACCAAAUAAUAGAAUGGAGAAAGACC
Messenger RNA from Lemur catta (Ring-tailed lemur), 1997 nucleotides. RefSeq names its product zinc finger protein 20-like. The transcript is spliced from 4 exons. Gene Ontology annotation, biological process: negative regulation of transcription by RNA polymerase II. Bases 147 to 1910 code for a protein of 587 amino acids. Lineage: Eukaryota; Metazoa; Chordata; Mammalia; Primates; Lemuridae. Gene Ontology annotation, molecular function: DNA-binding transcription repressor activity, RNA polymerase II-specific. The record is from RefSeq and is a predicted model, not a curated record.